Messenger RNA from Pyrus x bretschneideri (Chinese white pear), 2184 nucleotides. Its product is annotated as DNAJ protein JJJ1 homolog. Lineage: Eukaryota; Viridiplantae; Streptophyta; Magnoliopsida; Rosales; Rosaceae. The transcript is spliced from 4 exons. Gene Ontology annotation, molecular function: nucleic acid binding; zinc ion binding. The record is from RefSeq and is a predicted model, not a curated record.
AUGGCGGCGUCGGAGAGGCAGUGCCACUACGAGGUUUUAGGUCUCCCCCGCGACUGCUCCGCCGACGAGAUCCGGUCGGCUUACAGGAAGCUCGCUCUCCAGCGCCACCGGGACAAGCUAGUCCAGUCCGGCUUGUCCCAGUCCGAAGCCACAGCGCAGUUCCAGGAGCUGGCCCAUGCCUACGAGGUUCUCUCCGACCCUAAAGAGCGAGCUUGGUACGACUCUCACCGCUCCCAAAUCCUCUUCUCCGAUCGCAGAUAGGCCGCGUCGAGCUCCGGCUCGGGCAUCCCCGAUCUCUUCUCAUUCUUCUCCACAACCGUCUUCUCCGGCUACUCCGACUCCGGCCGUGGGUUUUAUGAGGUAUAUUCUGAUGUCUUCAACAAAAUCUACGCCAACGAGCUCAAUUUUGCUAGGAAAUUAGGGUUAGGGUUGGACACCGUGCCUGAAGCUCCGGCGAUGGGGAAUUUAGAGAGUCCGUACGUGCAGGUCACCGCGUUUUAUAACGGGUUUUGUACGGUGAUGGAUUUUUGCUGGGAGGACAAGUAUGACGUGAUGGCCGGUCCAAACCGGAAGGCGAGGAGGUUGAUGGAGGAGGAGAACAAGAAGGAGAGGAAGAAGGCGAAGAGAGAGUUCAACGAGACGGUGCGGGGGUUGGCGGAUUUUGUGAAGAAGAGGGACAAGAGGGUGAUUGAUAUGAUGCUGAAGAAGGAGGAGGAGAGGGUGAGGAAGAGGGAGGAGGAGAGAGAGAGGAAGAAGAAGUUGGAGAAGGAGAAAUUGGAGAGGGCUAUGGCGUAUGAGGAGCCGGAGGGGGCGAAAGUGGAGGAGGAGGAAUUGUGUUGUGUAGUGUGUGGGAAGAAGUUUAAGAGUGAGAAGCAGUGGAAGAAUCACGAGCAGUCGAAGAAGCAUCGAGAUAAGGUUGCAGAGUAUCGGGAGUCGAUUGGAGAAGAAGAUCUUGAACUUGAUGAUGAAGAGAUUUUGGAGGAAGAGGGUGAAGAAAGGGGUGAGCUUGACGAUGUUGAUGAAUUAGGUCAGGAGAUUAGAGAGGGGUUGAAGAUUGGGGAGGAGGAAGAUGGGGCAGGAGUGAGUGAUCAGGAGGAUGAGUUGCAUGAAUUUGGUGCUGAAAAUGGGAGCGAAAAGGUUGACGAGGCACUUGAGUUGGAUGGUGAUGAAGAUGAAUUGGGUGUUCUUGAAGCAUUGGUGAAUGGGCGAAAGAGUAAGAAAAAUGCAGCCUUUUGGGUCGAGCGUGAGGAUAUCUUGGUGACAGAUAUUCGUGCGGAGAAGGAUGACGAUGACACGGGGUUCAUGGAAUAUAAUAACCGGAAGAGCGCAGGAAGGUAAGGAGGCACGAGGAAAGAGAGGGGUAAGAAGAGUGGUUGUGAAGCUAAUAAUGUUGAUAAAAGUGGAAACAACGGUGGUCAGAGUGACGAGAGUUAUGAACAAGAUAAUUCAAAUAUGAAGGAAUCCACAUCUCAUUCCGUUGUGGAAAAUGAGAGUAAUGAACAGUUAGCACGAAAGAAGAAGAGCUCAAGCAAAGCCGUCGAUAAGAAAGAGAAAGCGAAGAAAGAGGCGAACGACAAAUUAAAGAACUCAUCUAAUGGGAAGAAAUCUAAGGGAGCAUUGAAGAAUACUAGCAACGCAUGUGAUACAUUUGGAGAGGAGUUCGAAUCAAGAAACAAGUUACAUAUGCAUUUGGGUGACACCGGCCAUGCAAAGCUGAAAUAUCGAUGAGGGAACAGUUGCUGAAUAUUAACAUGAUGUGAUUAAAUUAUCAGCCAUAGAAAGAACAUGGCGACAUUGGUUGGCGGCGAUUCAUUCAUUUUUAUAAGUUACAGAAAUAGUCAAAGAUCUCUGUAGGAAGCAUUCCAUUAUUUUUGGUGAUCAGAUAGAAGUACAACAACCCUCUUUUAUCAUAAACGGUACACGGCUGGCUGGAUGCAAUGCGGAACGCAUGGACGGUCGACUGAAGGUGCACAGAGAAAGUUCGGCCCUUGUAUAUGUGGAAAUGAAAUUCCUUGCAGAAAACGGGAUGACCUUCACAAGGGGUGGCUUAUACGAAAACUUUUUCCCAGUUCGUCAAGUGUCGCGAGCAUGAUGUCAUGUAAUUUGGUAGUGUUCUAGAUGUUUUGAUGUAAUAUGGAUACGCAUACAGAGUUGGUAAAAGGAUUUAGUGAUGUGUUUGUUGAA